UAGACACUCUAUACAACAGGCACCUGCACUGUGAGUGAUAACGGCCAGACAAGUGGUUGUGAGUGCGGUAAAUAAGGACGAUAAACCUCUUGAAACAAGUGCAUUAUGUGAGGAGAAGAUAAUAAUAUAAUAUUGACAUGUAGUUAAUCCUACCUACUAGGAAAGCGAAUAUUAUAAUAACAAAACAAACAAUACUUCACUAAUUGGCAAAUACUAAUUAACACGUGUUUUCAUUAUCUAAUGAAAGAAAAGGUUGCAAUGUAUUGUUAAAUAGUAGAAAGGAUAACAACAUUAUCAACAGAAAGGUACAUCGCAAUAAAGCGUACAUAAUUAUCAUUAGUGAGAAGCGUACGAGCAUUUGUAAAACAAAUCUUGCUAUCAAAGAGAGAUCUAUAAUUAUCUCCGACUUUGAGUAAGUAAUUGAUAUCGAACUAGCUAAUCAGUCAAUAAUGUGCCGGCUCACAAUACAACACUCGAAAGAGUAGUGAUAGAUAAGCAGUUCAUAACAUACCACAUCACGAUGGCAGAAGAAAAGAAAAAAUCUACAGAAAAAUUAGAAGAUGAUCCAUUACGUGAUCAAAAAAAUGAACAGUUCAAAGAAAAAACAUUCCAAGAAAAGCUUGCAUAUAUCAAAGAUAACAUAACAGUUGAACCUAUGCUAGCAGGACUUAUUAUACCAAGCGUGAUCUCCAGAUUUGCAAUGGGAAAUUUUAAUUUAGACAAAGCUUGCAGAGUCAACAAAGGGUUCGGUGACGAAAUCUGUGACGCUCUGAUAAAGAAAACCAGCAAUAACUACACAUUUUACGAACAAGAGGUACAGAAACUGAUCUCGUCUAUCGACAUUUGGAGAGGACUGGUGCAGACAGCGAUUCCGUGUAUGAUCAUAAUAUUUUUAGGAGCGUGGAGUGACAGAACAGGAAAACGGAAAAUAUGUAUAUUGCUCCCCAUUCUCGGAGAAAUACUGACGUCUAUCAGCAACCUAAUCAAUGUAUACUUCUUCUACGAAAUCCCGGUUGAAAUUACUGUGUUGAUGGAGACUAUAUUCCCUGCAUUUACCGGCAGUUGGGUGACUAUGUUUCUUGGCGUAUUCAGUUAUAUCAGUGACAUCACUUCAGUGGAAACGAGGACUUUUCGAGUGGGUCUUGUGAACUUCUGUAUGACAGCUGGUCUCCCUCUUGGGAUCGGUAUAAGUGGAUAUCUAUUGAAGAACAUGGGAUACUACGGUAUUUUCAGUGUGACUUUGGUGGCGUUCAUUGUUAUUCUUGCAUACGGAUGUUUUUGCUUAAAAGAGCCCGAACAGUGGUUACGAGACAAAGGCCUUCCUGUGAUAGAACGAGAGAAGCAAGGACACGUGUCCUUCUUCGAUGUAACGCAUGUAUCAGAUACAGUGGUUGUGGCCUAUCGGCAACGGGAAAGCAACGGAAGAACAAAAGUACUACUCACUCUGUUCUGCGUAUUCAUACUUUACGGGCCUAGCAUGUCGGAACACUCGGUAUUUUACCUGUACUUGAGAAACCAACUCAACUGGGACAUGGUAAAAUACGGGGUCUUCACCAGCUACUCCAUCGUGUUGCAUUCUAUUGGUGCAAUGUUCACAAUAACAGUACUCAGCAAGAAGCUACAGGUCGAAGACUCGUUGCUCUGCACCAUCUCCAUCAUGAGCAAGUUCGUCGGCUCCAUUUGGAUUGCUUUCGUCACUACUGAUAUCGAGAUGUAUCUGGUUCCUGUCGUCGAGUUUUUCAACGCGAGUACCUUCACAUCGCUGCGAUCCAUUAUUUCGAAAUUGGUGGAAAAAGAUGAGACAGCAAAAGUAAACUCGCUGUUCUCCCUCACGGAGACAGUAGCCGCGCUGGUGUUCCAGCCGCUCUACACGUGGAUCUACAUGCGGACUCUGAACGUGUUCCCUGGAACCGUCUUCAUCAUGAGUGCUGCGUUCAUCAUACCAGCCGUUAUCGUGCUGCUAAUGUUCUAUGUCAAGAUCAAAAUGGAAUCUAAGAGUGCAAGAAAAAUCGCUUUCGAAGCACAAGAGAAAAGAGAUGCUGAAGAAAAAAAAGCAGAGCCUCUGGACUUUUUGAGGUCCAAUAUAGAACCAAUUGAAAAUGCAGAAGUCAUAAAGUAACUUUGGGUUUAUCUCACACAUUUUGAGAAGUGAUUGAGCACAGGAUAGUUUUGUUUGAAUAGCUCUUAAGUAUUGAUUCUAAACAUGUUACUCGAGAUGCAAAUGUUAAACUGUCAAGAACAUUUUAAAUUUGAACAUGACGAACGUUCAGGACGCCAAAUCCUACAAAAUGUGUUCAACCCCGAAAAAGUCAAGGGUUUCUCAAAAAUUACCUAAGUACACACUGUAUAAAAAUAUGGCGUUAAGAUAUCAGUUCAGUUUAGGGCUUAUCAAAAACAUUUUCUAUAAGACAUUUAUUUCACUUUAAUUUAAAUCAGUAUUAUAUAAGAAUUUGUAGGUACAAAACAAUUCAUUAGCUCUACCAUUGUUAACUAGAGCAUCUGCUAGUCUGCUGUCAAAUUUAUUUACCAAUAUUUGAAAUAUUUAGGGACCUAUCGACGAAUUGAAACAAGAAGUAAUUACCAUAUAAGAACCUUUAUAAUUAAGCCAAAUUAUUCAUUCAUCCAUUUAUUCAUACUUACCUGUAGCCAUGGUGAUUUUAAACAAAAAUAACUUAACCAUGUGGCUUGAUUAGUGAAGGAAGCUUCAAGUAACGUAAAACGUCUUUGUUACCAUAGAAAUAAGGAUGUGUGCAGAUAUAUAUAUGACCCUCUUGGCCGUCACUAUGUUAUUGAUGUUGACUGCAAUAUGAAAAGUGAAAAUAUAAUUUAUAUGUAGGUAUUAUAAGAAUAAAAAUGUGAGAAUAUUAUUAUGUAAGAAUAUUCUUAAUACUUCAUUUUUAAUCUCGGCCUGAAUGUUAAGUAGAAGAGUUGGCUUCAACUAUUUCGAAGACUGAUACAAAGAGCAUAUAAUCACUACGUUUUAAGAGUCGGCACUCUCGAACAAUCCUCGAACCGAAUUAUGAACGUACAUAUCCCAACACACCAAAUACAGGCUUAAAGAUCUCGCAUCCAGGCCAUAAUUGUUAAAAAAAGAAAAACCACACAAUACUACCAACACAAAAAAAACAACGCUAGGGCUCGACACUUCCAGUACCUACUGUUUAUCGAUAUCGAUAAAUGUGCGAUACGUGCUGCUGUAUUUACCUACUGUACUACCUAUUAAUAAAAUAAAAGAACAUUAUAUAUAUAUAAACAAUUUUAUUUUACAUGAUAAAAAUAACAUAGUUUAUUAUUCAAGUAGGCAUAUUACAAUAUGCUGAAUUCGCGCGCAUUCUUUUUUAAUCUGGUCCCUUUUUAUUGAAGGCACUGGAUGGAGAAUGAUUUCCACAAAUGAACUUGUUUCCAUUCAGCUUUUGAAUAGGUAAAUAAAUACGCCAAAUCCUCAUUUCCUUUUCCUCAGCUUUGCCCAUAAUCGACAUCUGAAAUAAAGAGAUUAUCGAUAAAAUUGGUCGUACACUAUUCGUGUCAUAGGUUACUUAGUUUUUUACUUAAAAAUACUUUAUUCACAAAAUAUUUUCGUUUUAAUCAUGGAUUGUACACGACUAAAACUAAUUAAAUUAGUAACUGUUAACGACUCAAAGUAAAAAAUGAAAAUAUUGCAUACAAACAUCAGUUUACCGACCUGUUCGGAUCAAGUUGGAAAUUUGGCCAAAAAUGCGUCAGUAGUUAGUCUUCUUACACACCCACUACAAACUUCACAUUUCCUUAAAGAUUUGGCCCCCAUUUAAAUAACAGCUAAAGUUAUUUUACCAAUUACAAUAAAAAAUAACCACGUAUUUCCACGUUCACGACAAUUCAAAUGACGUUUGACGUUUUACUACCAAUCAUACCAACCUAAAGAAAAGUAAGUAUAAUACGUCUAUGUUAAAAGCAAGUAUGGUAUGUGCCACCAAAAUGCAACAGCAGUCAUUUUAAUUCGAUAAGAUUAUUUCUAUGCCUCAAUGUUGGUAACAAGGGCUUUCAUAAUUUAUCAAAGUAUGGGGUGUCGAUGGGCUGGACUGAUAUUGAGAGUAUUCAAAAGUAUUUCCUUUUUUUUUAUUGGUUGAAUAGAUCAUUAGAAUAUGGAUUACAACCGUCUCACUUUUGCGGACUAAUAAUUUUGUUUGGUUUUUAGUACCCUGUACUUCUGGCAGAAAACCAGAGAUGCCAGCAAAAUUAUUGUGUUUUUUAAUAAUAAUUACCAAAUAGUUUCCACAAAAAUAAGGUGGUUAAAGUUGAAAAUGUUCAUAUUACCAUUGAGAGUAUGAUCAUAUUUCAAGAUUUGUCACAAAAAUGUAUGUUAUUAUGUUAUUGUCAUAAGUUAGAAAUUAAAUGUUUGAGAGACCUUUUUUUAAGUUAUCAUGUCAAUGACCGAAAAUACUUCAGUGUCAUGAA
This is a messenger RNA of Cydia fagiglandana, 4434 nucleotides long. RefSeq names its product proton-coupled folate transporter-like. Gene Ontology annotation, biological process: transmembrane transport. Gene Ontology annotation, molecular function: transmembrane transporter activity. Lineage: Eukaryota; Metazoa; Arthropoda; Insecta; Lepidoptera; Tortricidae. The transcript is spliced from 8 exons. The coding region runs from base 521 to 2119 and encodes 532 amino acids. Gene Ontology annotation, cellular component: membrane. The record is from RefSeq and is a predicted model, not a curated record.